This is a messenger RNA of Ichthyophthirius multifiliis, 744 nucleotides long. RefSeq lists its product as hypothetical. Lineage: Eukaryota; Ciliophora; Oligohymenophorea; Hymenostomatida. The transcript has a single exon. The record is from RefSeq and is a predicted model, not a curated record.
AUGUUAAUAUUUUAUAUAUAUAAAAUUGAUAUUUUUUUAGUUUUUAAAAAUGAAUAUAUUUUAUUUUUAAGAUAUAAAAUAUUUAUAAACUUAAUCUAUUAAAUUUUUAAGAUCAAAUUAGUAUAUAUUAAGUAAAUAUAUAAAAUUUAGUAUUUAAGAAAAUGUUUAUUGCUUAUAAUAUCUAUUAAACAAAAAUAUUUUCAAUAAUUUUAUCUUUAAAAUAUUAGAGAAUAAGAAUAGUUUUUAAGAAUAAAUGCAAUUUAUUUUUAAACAAAAAUUCCAGGACAUGCAAAUUAAAUUUUUAUAAUGAAGCUUUAGCACUUAUAUUUGCUACUCACAUAGACAGCCAUAUUAUCUGAUAAGCUGUGCAUACACUAUAACCUGCAUAGAAACGAGAAUCACCACUAUAGUAAAAGUGAACCCUUUAAUUAAUACAUAAUGUGUCUAUAAGGAAGUGCAGUAAGAAAAGGACAAGAACGUUAUAUCAUAUAUCUAUAUUAGCAACAGUAUUUUAUACAGUUACACAGACAAAAGAUCUUUUUGCUUAACAAGCUAUGUAUGAGCACGCACCUGCAUUAAAAAGACGAGCUCGAUUAUAGAAAAAGUGAGAUAUACAAUUAGCAAAUUCUGGGAUUACUGCUAUAUAAUUUGCAAGAACUACUUAAUUAUCAGCUUAUCUACAUAUAUUUUAGUUUCAGUAAGAGCAGGACAUUGCUAAUUAUUAAAAUAGUUAAUAGAUAAUGA